GUCAAUGUCAUAUUAUAACAUCACCGAAACACGAAUCGAAUUUUUCAAAUUCAAAAUAAAAUCAAUUUAAAUAUUAAAUAAGUAGUGUUAAAAAUUAAAACAAUUAUUGUAUAUACAUAAGCGUGUAAGGCUGUUUGAAAAUGUUUUUAAUAAUAUAGUUUUAGUUACAUACUAUUUGAUUUUAACAGAAUAACCUAUUUCAAUAACUAUGUUUAGUCGAUUAUUAAAUCAAAAAGUAAUGAUAGGAACAGUUGCAAGACUGUCACCUAGCGUCAUAAUACCAAUCAUCGGCAGAAGAAACGAAAAUGAUUACGACGAACUGGAUACGCCGAAUUCUCCACUGCCGAAGACCGGAUGGGACAGAGUCAAAGCUAUGUAUACUAAAAAUGACCAAGAUGAAAAUUCAAUUGAAUUUCAAAAUGUAGUGCAAGCAACCAUGAGUGGUUUAAUUAUUGGAGCAUGCUUAGGAGGGUUUAUCAAGUCAAGAGAUGCUUAUUUGUAUUUUAUUGAAAACAAUCAAGCUACAAUUUUUAAAUCUACAGUUGAUGCUAAGAAAAAAUUACAGGACUUUGUAACAGUAGCUUUUGCAAAGGGUGCUUACCAUUGGGGAUGGAGAUUGGGAGCUUUUACAGGAAUCUUUAGUCUUAUAUCUACAACAAUAUCAGUGUAUCGGGACGAGAGUGCACUAUCAGAUUAUAUCAUAGCAGGCGCAAUGACUGGAGCUAUGUACAAAGCAAUAUUGGGACCAGCGGCCAUGUUAGUUGGAGCUACUUUAGGUGGAAUAUUAAGUGCUAUUGGCGGCAUACUUAUAUUAAGUUUAGUAAAAAUUACUGGAGUUAAUUUAAACGAUGUAAGGAAAGAGAUGGCCAAAUUUAGAGAAAAGAGAAAAGAACAAUUAGAUCAAGCCAUCGACAAAGCAUCGGAUGAAAAACACGACAAUCUAACGCGACACCACGACCAAAUCGUUGAAGAGAAAGGAGUAAUGAAUAUAGAGCAGUUGACUUAGCAGAUCUUGUCAUAUCGUUCACAGACUAAUGGAAAAAUAGAAGAAUAGUGCCUACAUUGGCAGAGGUACAGGCGGCGCAGGACCGUUGUCUGGAAAUUGCUAAAACCUAUGCCAAGCAGCAGUAGGAAUUGUGUAAUAAAUUGUUGCAAAUGUUUAGUAUACCUACUUACAUUGUCGCCUGAAAACCGGUAACAUGCUUAUUUCAGUCGCCAAUAAGUAUCGCUCUUUAGAUUUGAAGUGUGUUGUUGGUUGACAGUGGGAUAAAAGGAACACAAAUAGAAAUAAUAUAUUAUUAUCGAAGUGAAGCAUCGUGAUCUAGUAUUAUUGAACGAGUUAGUUUCGUUGGAAGUGAAUAAAUUGAAAUAUCGAGAAUCAAGAGUUGAUACGUACCUAAUAUCAUUAAGCAACGCUUUGUUUCAUCUCAGCGUCAAUGUGAAUAAAGCGCAAUUUUGACGUACAAAUUUUAUUAGUCUGUGUCUGUGAAAAUACCUAUAUGUUGAAUAUUUUUUAAUUUAUUUUAUACUAGUGUUAGAAUAUUGUUAGGUAGAUACAUGAAACAUGUUAAGUUUAUUAAUAAGAAUAAACGAAUAAAUGUGUCUGUUAUU
Molecule: messenger RNA, 1611 nt
Organism: Bicyclus anynana (squinting bush brown)
Lineage: Eukaryota; Metazoa; Arthropoda; Insecta; Lepidoptera; Nymphalidae
Gene: 140up
Product: RPII140-upstream gene protein
Exons: 6
Coding region: 209-1006 (265 amino acids)
Cellular component (GO): mitochondrion
Source: RefSeq, a predicted model, not a curated record